Molecule: messenger RNA, 5586 nt
Organism: Scylla paramamosain (green mud crab)
Lineage: Eukaryota; Metazoa; Arthropoda; Malacostraca; Decapoda; Portunidae
Gene: Oseg4
Product: WD repeat-containing protein 35-like
Exons: 25
Coding region: 401-3955 (1184 amino acids)
Biological process (GO): protein localization to cilium; intraciliary retrograde transport; non-motile cilium assembly
Cellular component (GO): non-motile cilium; intraciliary transport particle A
Molecular function (GO): protein binding
Source: RefSeq, a predicted model, not a curated record
GCGACUGCCAGGAUGAGAGAAACAUUUAGACGGAGAUGAUGAUGGUGAUUCAUUGUCCUGAAAGCAAAGCAGAAUAAUUAAUACUCAAUAAUGUUCAUACAAAUAAGGUCUUGAGUCCAUGUGACAUGUGGUAUUUCUCUCCGGCGGCGCUACCGUUGCCAGGCAACACCGGCGUAAACAAACACUGAAUGUCAACAAGUGGCAAAGCUCUGGUAUUUCGCAGUUCUCAACCAAUUUUUGUAUUAAUUCCCAUGUAGUUAUGGGUAACUUGACUUCAUAAACACAAUGAAGAUGAUGCAGCUACUGAAGAUGAAUAAGUAUUCAUAAUGGAAACUACCCCCCUCGGGAAGAUCAUGUAGUACAACUGUCUCAAUAGAAAAAGGAGGAAAACACUUCCAAAAUGUUUAUAUAUCUUAGUAAAAAGAUUGCCAUACCUAACAACAUUCACUUGAGGUGUGUGGGCUGGAAUAAGGAACAAGGCUACAUUGCUUGUGGGGGUGAUGAUGGCUUGCUUAAAGUUCUGAAAUUGGAAGCUGGCAAAGAUGCCAAGAUAAAAGGUCUUGCAGCUCCCUCUAAUUUGUCCAUGAACCAGACAUUAGAGGGGCACUCGGGAACAAUUCAAGUUGUCACAUGGAAUGAAUCUCACCAGAAGUUAACAUCUUCUGACCAGAGUGGUCUUAUUAUUGUCUGGAUGUUGUACAAGGGUUCUUGGUAUGAAGAAAUGAUCAAUAAUAGAAAUAAAUCUGUAGUACGUGGGAUGGCAUGGAAUGCAGAUGGACAGAAGAUUUGCAUUGUUUAUGAAGAUGGUGCAGUAAUUGUGGGAAGUGUGGAUGGAAACAGGAUUUGGGGGAAAGAACUCAAGGGCCACCAUCUCAUGGGUGUGGAGUGGUCCCCUGACUCCUGCUUGCUUCUCUUCUCUCUUCACAAUGGAGAAGUGCAUGUGUAUGACAACACUGGUGGCUUUGUUAAUCGCCUCAACAUCCAGUGCCUGGGCAGCAUGGGGUUGGGAGCAAUGGUUGUAGGGCUGACUUGGUACAAUGGACGAAAUGGUUAUGUUGAUCCAGACUGCCCUACUCUGGCUAUCUGUUAUGACAAUGGCAGAAUGCAGAUAAUGAGGAAUGAAAGUGAUGAUAUGCCUGUUCUAAUAGAUACUGGCAUGAGUGUGUGUGCCUGUCAGUGGAAUCACAAUGGUAGUGUGAUGGCUGUUGCAGGCACUCUUCAUCUCUCUGGCAUAGGAGAGAAGGAUUGCAAUGUGGUUCAGUUUUAUAAUCCUUUUGGAGAGCAUCUGCGAACUUUGAAAGUGCCUGGCAAGCAAAUAACAGCAUGUUCUUGGGAAGGUGGCUCCCUCCGUAUUGCUUUGGCAGUUGAUUCCUUCAUUUAUUUUGCAAACAUCCGUCCAGAUUAUCGAUGGUGCUUCUUCUCCAACACUGUUGUGUACACUUUUACAAAGCCUGACCGCUCUGAGGCUUGUGUCACCUUCUGGGAUACCAAGAACAAUGAGCAUUUUAUCAAGCACAUCAAAUAUCUGAUGGGAAUGGCAUCAUCUGGGGAACAUUGUGUAUUGGCUGUACGAACUGAUGAUGGCUCAGGACAGUUUGGCCUUAUCAUCUGCAAUGCUAUUGGGACACCUGUGGAUAGUAAAUACAUUGACAUUGAGCCUCAUUACUUGACAAUGACAAGCAGCUAUGUGUUUGCUGCCUCAAAAGAGAACUUCUACUUGUGGCACUUCAAGACACCCAAGGCCCAUAGCUCCAUUGAACUAAUAAGUGCAAGUAAAUUAGAACGACAAGAACGACUGUACCACAUUGAUGAUGCCCCCACUGGUAUGUCUGAUGUAUUCAGAGAAGGGGACAAACUGUAUGAGGCCACAAAUGACCCAAUAUGUUCCAUGACUGCAAGUGAAAGAAUAUUGGUUGUUGGUAGAGAAUCUGGAGCCCUGCAGCGCUACACCUUGCCUCAUGUUGCCCUUACAGCUCGAUAUUCAUUGCCUUGCCGCCCUCACCGCCUUGCACUUAACUGUAACUCUUCUCGUUUAGCCAUCAUUGACAUUACUGGAUUACUGACCUUCCUGGAUCUGGACACUCGAUCAUCAGACAAUAAUGGAUCAGAAGUGAUGGGUUCAAUACUGAAGUUUGAACGGAAAGAUGUGUGGGACAUGUGUUGGGCUCAAGACAACCCAGAAUUGUUUGCCAUGAUGGAAAAGACACGUAUGUAUGUCUUUCGGAACAUGGAUCCUGAGGAACCUAUAGCCAGCUCUGGGUACCUCUGUAACUUUCAGGAUCUUGAGAUACGUGCAGUGUUGCUUGAUGAAGUGAUGCGGGAACCAGAAUCCCCUUGUAUGGACCAUCUGUUGACCUUGGAAGUGAAGAGUCUCCGUGACACGAGGGACCUGCUGGAGAAGGUGUCCAUUAAGGAUGCUGCUGCCUUUAUUGACGAGAAUCCACAUCCUAGACUCUGGCGUUUAUUAGCUGAAGCUGCCUUGGAAAAACAGGACCUCAAAAAUGCUGAAGCGGCUUUUGUCCGAUGCAAGGAUUAUCCAGGAAUACAGUUAGUAAAGAGAAUCACAAACAUUCAGAAUGAACCCCUAAGGAAAGCAGAAGUGGCAGCAUACUUCAAAGAUUUUGAAGAAGCAGAAAGGUUGUACCUGGAAGUGGAUCGCAGGGAUCUUGCUAUUUCCCUUCGCCGCAAGUUAGGGGACUGGUUCAGAGUUGCUCAGCUACUCAAAUCUGGAUCAUUUGGGGAUGAUGUGCAGAUGGAAGAAGCUCUAAACAACAUUGGUCAUUAUUAUGCAGACAGACACAAGUGGGAUGAUGCUGUAAAACAGUUUGAAGCUGCACAUAAUCAUGAAAUGCUGAGUAGAUGCUACUAUCAACUGGAAGAUUUUGAGUCUUUAGAAUCUCUUGUACGCUCAUUGCCUGAAAACUCUUCCCUCUUACCAACCAUUGCAGAGAUGUUCACCAGUGUAGGAAUGUCUCAACAAGCUGUUGCCGCAUAUAUGAAGUGCAAUCGUAUUAAGUCUGCUAUUGAUACUUGUGUGGCUCUGAAUCAGUGGCAUGAAGCUGUGGAACUUGCAAAGCAGCAUAAUGUGACGGAAAUAAGUGCCCUCCUGGCUCGCUAUGCUUCACAUCUCUUGGAGAAAGGCAACCGUUUACAAGCCAUUGAACUUUAUCGCAAAGCAGACAAGCUUCUUGAUGCUGCAAAAUUAUUAUAUCAGAUUGCAGAAGAGGAAGGCAAAAAGAAGGCACAUCCUCUACGUGUAAAGAAAAUUUAUCUAUUGGCUGCUCAGCUUGUUCAGGAACACAACCUGAAGAUGAAGGAGACCAUGAAGGAGGGUGGAAGUCGGAGUGCAGCCUUGAUGGGCCUGUUUGAUGAUGGACCAGGACUCACAGGAGAUAUAGACAAAGCAGGUUCCUACAACAGUAUGUUGGACAGUCCUUGGAAAGGAGCAGAAGCUUUUCAUUUUUUUCUCCUAGCUCAGCGACAACUUUAUGAAGGUUAUGUUGAUGCAGCUAUGAAAACAUGUCUUCAUUUAAGAGAUUAUGAGGGGAUUCUUGACCCAGAGGACAUUUAUGGACUUCUGGCUUUAGCUUCUUGUGCUAAUCGUGCUUUUGCUACUUGUUCUCGAGCAUUCAUAAGGCUUGAAGCACUCCCUGAGAUCUCCCAUGAAAAAAAAGAAUCAUAUGAAGAUCUUGCCAUGAACAUUUUCAUGAAAUACAGCCCAAAGGAUUCCCGAAGCAAUAGAGCAGAAUGUACCAACUGUGAAACAAUGAUUCCUGACUGGAUUAGUGUGUGCCCCAGUUGCAACACCCGCUUUGCUACAUGCAUCGUGACAGGCCGACCAAUAAUGGAUGUUACUGCAGUAUGGACUUGUCAAGCUUGCAGGCACUCAGCACUGGAACAAGACAUGACCAUGCGAGCUCACUGUCCUCUGUGUCAUGUAAUCAUUGCCAAUUGAUAGUAAAAGUAAAAAUCUUAAUGUGUUUUCAGAUGCUUUUGAAAACAUACACAAAAGGGAAUUAAUGUGUUUUCAGAUGCUUUUCAAAAUUAACAUUUAUGGUAAUUUUACAGGAGCAUUUUUAAGUGUCAUACAAUGAUAAUGAACAAGAUAAAGCUUCACAGGAUGAAUCUUCAGUGUUGGAAGUCUUGUUUCUGUGCCAUGAAAAAAAAAUUAGAAAGAUUUAAACUGCCUGCAUGAGUUAUCUCACUGUUUUGGUAAUUCCUUUAAGGGAGUUGCCACAAGAAGCCACAAUGGCCAUAAUAUUGUUUCUGUCCUAUUACACAAUUCUUAUUUACUUGUGUGUAUCACAUUUAAUAGCAUGUUCAUUACACAUCAUACUUUUGUAUGACAUCUAUAGCAAUUAUUUUUCUCAAAAAGCACAAACAUAUUUGGCAAAUAUUGUUGCAUUUGACUCAGGUUUCCUUCUUAUACACUCAUCUGACUCUUCUUUGUGUACUUUCCUGCCAAAAGUUUGUUAAUAUAUCAUAUGAUCCAUUUUGCAAACCAUACUAAUGACAUGCCACAUGGCAAAAGUCUUCAAAUACAUAAUCAUGAUUGAGUUAUGCUGCAGGUGAUGGCAUGUUUUGUGCCACCUCUCACUCCUAGUCUAGUCAAUUGCAAUCUCCUAAGUGUGAUAAUGUGGCAUCAAAGGCCUGAAUGUUGGGAGGUGAGUGAUGAAGGGAUAACAGGCAUCUCUUAGAAUAGAAAGCCAAAAUGCCAAAAUUAUCAGGUUUGAAAGAUUCACUAAAUGCACAAUGAAAGGGAAGGGAAAAGUAAUUAAGUUGCACAAAGGUACAAAGACAAGGAAUCUCUCUGUUCUUUAAUUCCCUUUGAUCUUCCCACAAAAGUCUGCUUUAGUUGCACUUCCUUUGAUCCCUUCAUCAGUCUUUAGUUUUGUUUAAAAAGUCCUGAGCUCACCUUUCUCUUUAUGUCCAGUAAUGACAAAAAUCAGUUUUUAAGCCACCAAACAAAAAAAUUUGAAGCAGUUGACACAAGUUACAUAUUUUACCCUUAUUCUAAUUAUUUGCAUUUGGUAAGCUCUCUCAAGCACAAUGGUUAUCAAAUGCAAGAAUUCAUUCUAAAAUCUUAUCAAGAAACAAGCUAUCAUUUAUAUAAGGUCUCAUGGCAUAUGAAUGAUGGCAAAAAUAAACUCUUGCUGUGUUCACUUCCUUAUACAGCAGUAACAUUAAAAUUUGCAAUAAUGUGAGCAUCAUAUUGCAUAGACUGGUAACCUCCCUCUUAAUCCUCAUCUACAUGAUUGAGCACUGCCUGACAGGCAAACCAGUGGAAUGCCUGUGCCUGAGCAAAAUCACUAGAUAAUCCCAGCUGCCCAAUAGAUUGACUGCUGCCAUCCAGCACCCCUAUGUAUAUGAUGACAUAGGGUUUGCUUGGUAAAUGAGCAACAUCUGCUGGGCACUGUUAUGAUUGUUUGGGCUGGUUUGACCUUACAACAAAAAAAUAGGCUACAAGAAAAUAAUUAUAUAACAACUUGAGCUAGCUCCUUGCACUUUUAAUUUUUUUUUCCUUAUGUAGGAAGAACACUAGCCAAGGGCAACAAAAUCCAAUAAAAAGAAAAAAAAAAAAAAAAA